This is a messenger RNA of Symbiodinium necroappetens, 2490 nucleotides long. The record is from the annotation of a GenBank genome assembly. Lineage: Eukaryota; Dinophyceae; Suessiales; Symbiodiniaceae.
AUGAAGGACUUGGAGUGGACUGAGCAGCACUUCGCCAGCCGAGGCCGCAUGAAUCGUGUCCUGGUCACUUCGAAGGAUGGUGGCAACAUUCUGCGACUGGAGACGAUGGCCGAGAUUUUCCGACUUGCGGAUGAUGUGAAAGCACUUUCUGAUGUUGAUGGGACAUCUUUCGCCGAUUUGUGCCUGCGGGUGACCUCCGGUUGCUUGAAUCCUGGGGUCCGCCGAUAUUUUGGGACCGGUACCACAGCCGACUUCAAUCAGACAGUCACGACUCAAGCCGACAUCCUGGUUGCUGUGAACAAGGCCAACUUCCCCGACGGUGCUCCAGCAUUCGCCGACGACUCACUGGGUGGAAUUGAACGCGAUGGCAACGGCAGCAUCACGAGUGCCACUGCUGCGCGUGUCGACUUCAUCUUGAGCGCCGACAGCGAGGACGCGAUGACGAAAUGGGAGCAGGCUCUGGUGGAGCAUUUCACCAAGGACCAGCUCUCCAAUCAAGGCUAUGAGCAUGUGGAUGCCUUUGUGCAGGCGCAGCGCUCCCAGGACGACGAGCUGAACAGAACUGUUCGAGCGGACAUUCCACUUUUUGCCGUAGCCUUCGUGCUGAUGGCCACAUUCUGCUCGGUUUUCCUCGGUAAGACAGCAUCAUGGACACAGAGCAGAAGGCUGCUGGGAGCGGUCGAGUUCUAUCUGGUACUCUUCGGGUGCAUCGCUGGUUACGGCACCUCCAUGCUGAUCGGAAUUCCAUUCACAGUGCUGCAGCAGAUCCUCCCUUUCAUUCUCGUGGGCAUUGGCAUCGACGAUGCCUUUGUCAUCUCCGGGGCAUUCGAUGCGAUCGACCCAUCCCUGAGCAUCCCUGACCGGAUCGAGAAAGCUAUGCAGCGCGUGGGAGUCUCCAUCACAUUGACGAAGGUGACCUCCAUCUCCUCUUUCCUGCUGGGUGCAACCGGCAUCUUCCCUUCGGUGCAGUACUUCUGUGUCUAUGCCGCCAUCUCCUGCUUCUACAUUUGGCUUCUGCACUGCACUACCUUCUGUGCCCUGCUCGCCCUUGAUGCAAGGCGUGCCGAAGCAGACCCCCCUCGCCUGGACCCUUGCUUCUGUGUUGCGGCCGGUCCAUCAUGUAUGCCCAGCAAGACGAACUCGCAGGGCACGUCGAUUCUUGAGACGGCCCUCGUGGCCAUGAUCAAGUUCCUGACCAGCCACCCAGCCAUCUCGUUCACCACCAUAAUCCUUUUCCUCGUGGUAGCUGGAGUGUCUGCCUGGCAGGUGAGCCUGGGCCUCAGUACCGACUUUGACAUCAUGGACCUUUCGCCGGACCAGAGCUUCCUGCGAGAUUUCUACAACAUGGAAAACCUCCACUUCGGCGGCCUCUCCACAGGCGGCUUGGCCUUGCCAACCGCCUUUUACGUCGCAGACAAGGACUUCAGCUCCUUGGCAGUGCAGCGCCAUCUGGAAGAGGCCGGGGCCGGGUUGAUGACUCUCAGCAACAUCAACUCUGUCCGGGGCCUUCAAUCAUGGCACACCAUCUUUACAGUUUGGGCAGUGCAGAACAAGGGCGUCCUUGCUUCCUUGCCUGACAGUGCCUUUACGGCAGUCGAGACCAACCGUAGCGGCUGCGAGGCCGGCUUGCCCUCCGGUGUCACAACCUGCAUCAGCCACCUGGUCACAGGCAGCAGCUUCUUGACCGCACUUCAGGAGUUCCUCGCAACGCCUCGGGGUAGGGCCUUCGAAGAUGAUGUGGUGAUCCAGAACGGACAGAUCAAAGUGAUUCGGCUCCGGGCGAAUCAUAUCGACACGUUCAACAGCAAGCAGCAGAUUGCCUUGCUCGAAGAAAUGGAGGCCUUCACAGAGCAGUGGCAAAGCGCACUACCUGGAAGCUUCAUGAGCUCGCAGGUGUAUAUAUUCUUUGACCAGUACCGUAUUAUUGUGCAGCAGAUGACAAUUAGUAUCGGGCUCUGUUUGGGGGCAGUGCUGCUCAUUAGCGCCCUCGUCUUGGCCCAUCCUCUUUCUGUUCUGGUCGUACUUCUGGUCCUGGCGCUGGUCUUCAUGGACCUAAUGGGCAACAUCGUGCUGUGGUCCCUGGCUCUAAACUCCAUCUCUAUGAUAAACCUUAUCAUGGCCGUCGGACUGGUGGUGGAUUACUCCAUGCACAUGGCCCACAGCUUCGGGCUCCAAGACGGAUCUUUGCCAGGGCCCAAACGGGCCGAGCUGGCCAUGAAGGAAAUGGGACAACCCAUCUUCUUGGGAGUCUCCACCACCUUCUUGGCCAUCUUGCCUCUGGCCUUCUCGUCGAGCCAGGCCUUCCGCGUCUUCUUUCAGAUGUUCUUUGGGAUUGUGGUGGCGGGGGGUUCGCACGGGCUGAUCUUCCUCCCUGUCUGCAUGUCCGUGCUGAGUCCCAAGAACAAGACCACCGGCGUGCUGGAGAUGUCGAACCUGGAUGUUGAAGCGACCGGCGACAAACUGGGUAAAGGCAUACAGGACACAGAGUAG